AUGAUUCUUUUUCUCCUUAUAGACCUAAAAAACGAAAACUGGGAGCUUACAACAAGAGACCUUUUCAAUGACAUCAUCGUCUUCCUGAAUGCAUACCACAAGUCGAGCCGCAGUAACCGAUUUAUAGUUGUAAGCGGGAAAAAUAUUCUUUUUGACUCUUCGGAAAAUGACAUUUCGGAAAUAUACAAGAUAACGGAGUUCAACCACGGCUAUGACGUUGGAGAUCUUGGAUAUGCACUAUGCUUGCAUAAAGAUGAGCCAACGCAAAUUGUAAUCUUUACACUUGGGAGGGAACGAAAGGAUGAGUAUCUGAGGUAUCUGAAAUGCAUGUUUGCAGCACAAAGGCUUGGAGUAAGAAUUAGUGCAUUUUCAUUGUUUGAGAACAAAACAAUUCUCCAAUGCUGUGUAUCAACAGGAGGUGAUUAUUCCACAUCGGAGGAUAGGUGCUUAAGGUUCCUACUCUCCCUUCUAGGAACAGGGGGGAGUCAAAAACCCUUGGGGUUUCCAGCAACCUGCUACUGUCAUAAUAGACAGAUACUGCUAGGGCUUGUAUGUCCAAUAUGUCUUUCUGUGUUCUGCAAGUUCAUUCCUGUAUGCAAGAAAUGCAAAAGCAAAUUUAGCUUCGCCAAAUAUGAAAGCUAG
This is a messenger RNA of Encephalitozoon romaleae SJ-2008, 642 nucleotides long. Its product is annotated as RNA polymerase II transcription. Gene Ontology annotation, biological process: regulation of DNA-templated transcription; nucleotide-excision repair. NCBI's taxonomy places the organism in Eukaryota, Fungi, Microsporidia, Unikaryonidae. Bases 1 to 642 code for a protein of 213 amino acids. Gene Ontology annotation, cellular component: transcription factor TFIIH core complex; transcription factor TFIIH holo complex. The record is from RefSeq and is a predicted model, not a curated record. The transcript has a single exon.